AUGGAGAGGAGAUUCGAUAUUAUUGAAGCCAUCAAUCGUAGGUCUUGGGGAUUUCCUGCACCCUUUUCUGUUAUAAAUACUUGUGCGCAAGCACCCACCCUCGCCUACUUGGUGACCAUCGCCGCAGCCUGGCAGGCUCCCGCAUAUAGCGGCUACACUCGUGUCUGGUUCGACCCUUUCAGAGGAAACUGGGGUGUAUCAGUCAACACAAACACAUGGAACGUCAUCAAGAGAGACAAGAACUACAACAACGAGAUUCAAAAAUACACCGGAGAUCAGCGCAACCUCCGCCUCAGCGGUCGAAGCACCGUCCAGCUGGUCCCUCAGUACUCAGCAAGCACCAAGUGGACCUCGGCUCGUAUCGAGAGCAAAUACACCUUGACUCCCGCAGUCGGCAAGAUCACUCGAGUUGAAGCUAGCAUCAAGUUUGGCACCAACGCAGCGUCGCGCAAGCAAGGUAUCUGGCCUGCCUUCUGGCUGCUCGGUGAUUCCAACCGACGCGGCGUCACAUGGCCCGCUUGCGGAGAGAUUGACAUUAUGGAGAAUAUCAACGGCCAAAGUAUUGGAUACGCUUCACUUCACUGCGACAAGUCCCCUGGUGGCAUCUGCAACGAGCCCACUGGCCUUGCUGCUCAGACUUCUCUGCCUGACACCAACUACCAUGUCUGGCGCGUGCAGAUUGACCGCCGAAACAGCAACUGGAAGUCUCAGUCUAUCACAUGGUACAUGGACGGCAAAGUAUUCCACAAGGUGACUGGCGCCAAGAUUAACGACGCCAAAACGUGGAAGGCUCUCGCCUACAGCCCGUUGUAUGUCAUCUUGAACGUUGCCGUUGGGGGUGACUGGCCCGGCAACCCCAAUAAGAGUACAUAUGGAGAUAGGGGUAGUAUGAUGGAAGUAGGAUAUGUCGCUCACUAUGUAUCCACAUAG
Molecule: messenger RNA, 930 nt
Organism: Fusarium vanettenii 77-13-4
Lineage: Eukaryota; Fungi; Ascomycota; Sordariomycetes; Hypocreales; Nectriaceae
Exons: 3
Coding region: 1-930 (309 amino acids)
Biological process (GO): carbohydrate metabolic process
Molecular function (GO): hydrolase activity, hydrolyzing O-glycosyl compounds
Source: RefSeq, a predicted model, not a curated record